Messenger RNA from Brachypodium distachyon (stiff brome), 1782 nucleotides. RefSeq names its product aldehyde dehydrogenase family 2 member C4. Gene Ontology annotation, molecular function: aldehyde dehydrogenase (NAD+) activity. The transcript is spliced from 9 exons. Lineage: Eukaryota; Viridiplantae; Streptophyta; Magnoliopsida; Poales; Poaceae. Bases 88 to 1617 code for a protein of 509 amino acids. The record is from RefSeq and is a predicted model, not a curated record.
AUCACGCGACCCCCAUCUCGUUUUCCUCGCGCACGUAUCCACAACUACACAAGUCACUGGGGUAGAGAGAGAGACAGACCGGGUCAGAUGGCGAGCGAGCGCAAUGGCGAUGGAGGCGAGAAGCGGGCGGAGAAUGGCGGCGGCGGCGUGGAGAUGCCGGAGAUCAGGUACACCAAGCUCUUCAUCAACGGGAGCUUCGUCGACGCCGUAUCAGGUAAGACGUUCGAGACUAGGGAUCCGCGCACGGGGGAUGCGAUAGCGAGCAUCGCUGAAGGUGACAAGGAGGACGUGGACUUGGCGGUGAGGGCGGCAAGGGAAGCCUUCGAUCACGGCAAAUGGCCACGCAUGUCCGGAUCCGAAAGAGGAAAGAUCAUGACGAAGUACGCGGACCUGCUGGAGCAGCACGCGGAGGAGCUGACGAAGCUGGAGAGCCUGGACGCCGGCAAGCUGGUCGUCGUCACCAGGGCGGUCGACAUCGGCGCCUCCGUCGGCACGCUGCGCUACUUCGCCGGCGCCGCCGACAAGAUCCAUGGGGAGACGCUCAAGAUGUCGAGGCAGUUCCAGGGCCACACCCUGCGGGAGCCCAUGGGCGUGGCCGGGCUCAUCAUCCCCUGGAACUUCCCUUCCAUCAUGUUCUUCACCAAGGUCGCCCCCGCGCUGGCCGCCGGCUGCACCAUGGUCGUCAAGCCCGCCGAGCAGACCCCGCUCAGCGCCCUCUACGUUGCUCACUUGGCCAAGCAGGCAGGAGUCCCAGAUGGGGUGAUCAAUGUGGUCACAGGAUUUGGUCCAACGGCGGGAGCAGCAAUCGCGUCUCACAUGGACGUCGACAUGGUCAGUUUCACGGGCUCAACGGCAGUUGGGCGGCUCGUAAUGGAGGCCUCGGCAAGGAGCAACCUGAAGCCGGUGUCCCUCGAGCUGGGCGGCAAAUCCCCGCUCAUCAUCUUCGACGACGCGGACGUGGACAUGGCCGUCGAUCUCGCCAUUGGCGCGAACUUCUUCAACAAGGGAGAAGCUUGCGUCGCGGCGAGCCGCGUGUACCUGCAAGAAGGAAUCUACGACCGGUUCGAGAAAAAGCUAGCGGACAGCCUGAAGAAUUGGGUGGUGGGUGACCCUUUUGAUCCUCGCGUCAAUCAAGGGCCUCAGGUGGACAAGGCUCAGUACGAGAGGGUGCUCAGCUACAUCGAACAUGGCAAGAGAGAAGGGGCGACCGUGCUGACAGGAGGCAAGCCCUGUGGUCAGAAAGGUUACUACAUCGACCCUACGGUUUUCACCGAUGUUAAGGAUGACAUGAUCAUAGCUAAGGAGGAGAUCUUUGGACCCGUCAUGUGCCUGAUGAAGUUCAGGACGGUUGAGGAGGUGAUCGCGAAGGCAAACGACACGAGGUACGGGCUGGCGGCCGGGGUGGUGACCAAGGACAUCGACGUGGCCAACAGGAUGACGCGGUCGAUCCGGGCCGGGGUGGUGUGGGUGAACUGCUACUUCGCCAUGGACGCCGACUGCCCCUUCGGGGGCCGCAAGAUGAGCGGGUACGGAAAGGACGCCAGCAUGCACGCCCUCGACAAGUUCCUCGCCGUCAAGUCCGUCGUCACACCCGUCUAUGACUCGCCGUGGCUCUAGCCUGUUGUAGCUUUGCAUCUGUACAACGCUGUUAAUCUGUUUGUUUAUGCCGAAUUGCCGAUCGAAGUAAUAAUAGUACUUGCAACCUUUAAUUUGGCGUGUCACGUGUAUGUGGCCGAGCAGAAUUGUUAGGAGAAUCGCAACGUGUGGCAAUGGCCAACGAAA